AUGGAAUCUUCAAACCAAUCUCCCGGCAUCAGGACCCGGAUUCUGAUCAUAUCAGACACCCACGGCGCCGACUCCCUCCCAGGAUCCAAACCCCUCCCCCCAGUCGACGUCGCAAUCCACUGCGGCGACCUGACCGAGGAGUCCAAACUAGCAGAGUACCAAGCGACCAUAAACCUAAUGAACAAAAUCACGGCGCCCCUCAAGAUCGUCAUCGCAGGAAACCACGACUUCACCCUCGACACCCCCGUCUUCCGCCGCAAAAUCGCAGAAAUCCCGCCCCCGGUCGACACGGCCGUCCUCCACAGAGAAUACGGCGCCCCCUCCCAGGCCCGCCAACUCCUCCUCGACGCCGCCGCGCAGCACAACAUCACGUUCCUCGACCGGGAAGGCACCCACCGCUUCGUCCUCCCCUCCAACAACGCCCGUCUCACCCUCUACGCGAGCCCCUUCACGCCGGGCGCCGAGGACUGGGCCUUCCAGUACGACCGCGCCGACGGGCACGCGUGGGAUUUGACGCAGGACGUGGACGUCGUCGUCACCCACGGCCCGCCGCGGGGGAUCUUCGACCGCACCGCCUCCGCGGAACGCAUCGGGUGCGCCGGGCUCUUCGCCGCGGUCAGCCGGGCCAGGCCGCGCCUGCACUGCUUCGGCCACGUCCACCGGGGCUGGGGCGCGAGGGUAGUGCGCUGGCGGCGCAGCAGGGCCGCGUCAGACGCUGCUGCUGCGGACGCCUCCUCCUCCCCUUCGGCAGCGGCGGCGCCGGCCGCCGCGGAUCACUUCACGGACAUCGACCACGAGCGGAGCGUCGUCGUCGAGGACUUGGCGAGGUUGAGCGCGGGGCGGUACGAUUCGCCCGAGGUUGUCCGGGAGAAGGAAGCCAAGAGGCGCGCGGGUUUCGAGAGGGGUUACGCGUCGACCUCGCACUGCGCCGGCGACGAGCGUCCGCUGAGGGCCGGCGAGGAGACGUUGUUCGUGAACGCCGCCAUCAAGGGCGACGACGGCGACGGCGACCAACACCUAUCGUGGAUCGUCGACAUCGAGCUUCCGGAGGCUUGA
Colletotrichum karsti is the source of this 1056-nucleotide messenger RNA. RefSeq names its product ser/Thr protein phosphatase family protein. NCBI's taxonomy places the organism in Eukaryota, Fungi, Ascomycota, Sordariomycetes, Glomerellales, Glomerellaceae. Gene Ontology annotation, molecular function: hydrolase activity. The transcript has a single exon. Bases 1 to 1056 code for a protein of 351 amino acids. The record is from RefSeq and is a predicted model, not a curated record.